GAGGAAAACUCGCUUGUAGCUCGUUUUCUUCAUCACUACGAAAGAAAAGAGGCGUCAAUUGUGUAGUGAAAACGUUUUGCUCGUGAUUAAUUGAUCCAGGAAAGUGCCAUCUGUGAAUAUCUUGCCAACUUUACCGAACUCAAAUAGUGAUGGGCGGAGCUCGAUGACGUGGCAGCCCAAACAUAGAGCUUACGAGGACGCAUCCUAUGCUUGCCAUAGUUUUGACUAACUUAGUCAAAUCAUAUUUAAAGAUAUCUCUAAUCCGAUUUCUUACUAGUGCAAUUGUUAUUGCAGAUAUCUCUAAUUGUCAUUGUGACUAGUCGAAUUAUAAUUAAGACUCGUCAAAAUACAAUUGUUCCUAUCUUAAAUUAUAUUUAUGGAUAGUCAAACCAAAGUUUUAAAUGCUAAAACGGCUUGCAAUAGCAUCCCUCGAAUUGAUUAUCCAUACUCUGCUGGCCUGAAACGGCUGUGGCGUAUCGCUUUGCGAUUCUGGAGAGCCAGAGCCGUUGAGAACUGUCCUGGUCUCUUAGCAACCUUUGUACACAAAGAAGUAAAAAACACGUGAAGCUCAUCGGGUGCUUUGGAUGGAAAAAACGACAAAAAGCAUCACAAAAAAUUAAACAAUGGUAAAGCAAACGAUUCAAAUCUUUGCCCGUGUGAAACCGACGAAGAAACAGACCGCGGAGUACUUUGUGGACUGUGAGGAGCAGGGCGGUAGUUUGGAGUUUGUGGUUCCCAGAGACUUGGCAGAUGGUGUUAUCAACAAUAAGAGGGAAAACUACAAAUUCAGGUUUCAGAAAGUUUUUGACCAAACAGCCAAUCAAGAGGAAAUCUUUGAGGCCAUUGCAAAGCCUGUUGCUGAUAAUGUGCUGGCAGGUUAUAAUGGCACCAUCUUUGCCUAUGGCCAGACUGGAAGUGGGAAGACCUUUACAAUCACUGGAGGUGCAGAGAACUACAAUGAUCGAGGGAUCAUCCCCAGAACCCUUUCGUACCUUUAUCAGCAUUUCAGCAAGGACAGCAGUAUGAUCUAUACAACCCACAUAUCUUACCUGGAAAUCUACAAUGAGACUGGUUAUGAUCUACUGAAUCCCCAACAUGAGGCAUCUCGUCUGGAGGAUUUACCGAAGGUGACAAUCAUGGAAGAUCCAGACCAGAACAUUCACCUCAAGAACCUGUCAUUGCAACAGUCGGCCAAUGAAGAGGAAGCUUUGGAUUUGCUAUUUUUAGGAGACACUAAUCGUAUGAUUGCAGAGACUCCCAUGAACCAGGCUUCUACACGGUCUCACUGCAUUUUUACCAUUCACCUGUGCAGCAAAGAGCUGGGUUCAGCCAUGGUACGGUGCUCCAAGUUGCACCUGGUGGAUCUGGCUGGGUCUGAAAGAGUGGGAAAGACAGGUGUGGGUGGUCAGAUCCUAACAGAAGCCAAAUAUAUUAACCUCUCUCUGCACUACUUGGAGCAGGUCAUCAUAGCCCUGUCGGAGAAGAAUAGAUCCCACAUCCCUUACCGCAAUUCCAUGAUGACCUCUGUGCUUAGAGACAGUUUGGGUGGUAACUGUAUGACCACCAUGAUCGCUGCUGUGUCUGUGGAGAGGAAGAACACUGGUGAGUCUAUAUCCGUCUAUUUUCGUUUUUCUUUUUGAUUGGAUAUUGUUUAUGAUUAUGAUUUGUUCUUUGAAGAACUGGAUCCUGCUCUGCUGAUUGUCCGUUUGAAGAAGGAGAUCCAGUGUUUGAAGGAAGAGCUGGCUCUGGUUACUGGAGAGCAAAGGAGUGACAAGCUAACCCAAGAAGAGAUCCAACAGUUGGAAGAGCAGAUAGAUGUGUAUCUGGAGGACCCUGACAGUGAAGUAACAUUAAACCUUGGGCCUGAUAUGAGAAAAAUCCAAUUUUGUUUCUCUCUGCUAAAGGUGAAGGUACGAGAGGGAUCCUGUGCUCAAAAUGGAAUGAGUAAUGACAGUACUCCUUUAAUGGUUGUCUCUGAUGGAGAGCAAAGAAAAUCAUAUGCAGAAGUCCAGAAGCUGCGGGACAUGUUGACCCACCGUGAUAAUGAGAUCAGUAUAUUAGUGAACAUGCUUAAGAAAGAAAAGAAGAAAGUUCAAGAUGUCACCUCCCAGCUGGCCCUGUUGUACCCAUCAACCAACCAAUCAUUCAUGUCACCCACAACUAAACAGGUGGAAGAGAGUGCAAAAUACGACCCCUCUAAUGAUUACACUCAUGCUCAGCAUUUGAUGACCAGAAAAAGAGUACUGGAAUUAUCUGUGAGUCAGCAGGAGGCAUUUGAAGUCUUUCUGAGAGACCAUGAAGACCGUUUAUCAAUUGAAAAUAACAGAGCUGUGUUGCAACAAAGGUUUGUUGAAGCCAAAACACUUGGUGAGCAAGUUAACCAGAUCAGGAUCAGAGUCAAUGAGCUGAAGACACAGCUGAAAAUUAGACGAAAGCAAAUGGUAGCCCAAGGUGUAGCAGGAAACCUAAUGCCAUCAGAGUCAGACUCUGUUGAAGAGAGAAUUCUCAACCAGAUAGAGGAGGAAAAGAAACAUUACAAGAUCAAAUCUGGAUGUCUAAAAGGGUUGAAGACAGAGAUUGAACAUCUACAGCUGUUGCAUGAAAAGCUGAAAGUGAAACUCCAAAAGGACUUUGAGAAUUGGUGGACCCAGGAGGGCGCUAGGCUAAAGGGUCACAGUGCAGAGAACACAGGAAGCAGUCAAAGUCACGUCAGCCCUCUCAACUGCAUGUUAACCAGAAACUUUGUCUUAGUUUAUCCUGCCACCAGAGCUAACAAGACCAAUCCUAUAACUAACACAGCAUUUAGAGCCUUACCCCCAGCUGAAUGCUCAUCUACCUCUAUUCCUUUAACUGGAGAUAAACAGACUGAUGAUGAUAUAGAGGCCUUCAUCAGAACCAGACACAACCUGCUCCACAGCACAGGAGUGGCAAAAUAAGAACAGUUAUAAAUAAGUACAGAGGAGGACAAACAAUGAAAAGUCACUCAUUUCUGCAAAACUCUGGGCCAGGUAAAUCAUUAUAGGACACCUUAAUGACUCUUAAACAUGUCAAAACCCUCAUGUCACUGGCUCUAAAGGAACGGGGCACACUGACAAAUAUAACAACAUCAAUUUAUAUUACAUAUGUCCAUUUACAAACUGUCUGGUUAUUGAUCUGUUCUGUUACCUUUUAGUGUAAAACUUGCUGAAAUGAGGAGAUCAGUUUAAGGGUGAUGUAGUUGCAUAGCAACUAAAUAAAUCAUUGGUAAAGGCAAAUGUUUUUACAAGCUAUCAUAAAGUUUUAACCUGAUCAAAGCUCUGUCUCCCUGCCUAACCUAAUAUAAUCUUUUUCACAGAGUGGUGAAAUCAUAUCCUUUGUUUGUUUGUUGACACUAUCAUUUUUUUGUCUUGUAUAUAUACAAGUUCUACUGUAAAAUAAUGUCAGUUUCUUGUUGUUUUACUGUAUUUUCUUUGGUCCGUUAUAAAACUGUUGGUAAAAUAUUUUUGGUCAUUUCGCUAUUUACAAAUGUUUUAUUACAUGUUGAACUACACCUGAUUUUGACUCAUUCACAUUAAAUGCCUGUAGUUUUUUGAGGUGUAAAAAUAUUAUCUUUUCAAUCAAUGGUAAAUUGGUCUUUUCUGCUUAGAGCCUCUUUUGGGAGAAUGCAAGUAGAGUUAAGAUAUUCUUUCAAAAACUUAUUUAACAGUGAACAAAUGCUGAUACAUGUUCUAUAAACACCUGUAUUUACAAUGUAUAAAGAGUUAUAUUUCAUAGAUGCAAUAUACAAUAAGUGCUAUUCUGUUUUAGAUAUUCCAAACUGUAGUCUUUCAUUUGUCAAUAGCAACCAUUUGACAUUUCUCUGAUAAAAAAUCUUAAGACUGAGAUCUGUUCAUUUUUGUUUUAUGAUGCACUAUUUUGCAUGACUAUGAAUAGAUUUGUUUGAGCAAUGAGGUUCUGAGCAGUAAUUUGCAUAAGGGAGCAGCACUUUCUUUCAUCAGAUUGAACAGGCAUAAAGUGGCCUUUCUUUGCUUCCUAUAUUCAUGCAAUCUGAAAUAUUCCAGCAAUGUACAGUACAGAUCAUGUGUCAAUACAUAUAAUGUUUAUAAAAUUAUAUGAUGAUUGUAUACAAUAACAUGGUAAUUUAGUAAGUUGCUCAAUCUCAAUUUAAAGUUUAAGACAUUGUAAUGUCAUUUUUAAGUUUUAAACAAAUUAAUAAAACUGUUUUAUUAAGCUUCACUGUGAAUAUAUUAGGACAUCUUAAUUGUAAAAUAUUAAAAUAAUUCAGUAUAUACAAGCAAUAAGUCACACAUAUCAAAUAUUUUUCAAAUUACAUUAAUGGUAGCAGCAGUAUUAUUGUAGAUGAACAGUGAGCCAGCCAUCUCUUGACUCUCAAAACUGCUCCAUUAUUUUAUUAUUCAUUUAUUUUAGAGCCUUGGUAUCUGAGACAUUUGAGAUUGAGAUUUUCUUUACAGGCAAAACAUCAACCACUGUGGCUCAGUUUAUUAUUUAUUUAUUGAUGUAUUAUUGGAUGGUUGUUAUCACAGGAAGCAAUGUUCCACUCAAACAGCGCAGUGUAUCAGACAUCCACUUAGAUUCUACCAGACCAAUGAGGAAUCAUUCCAUAUCUCUCUUCAUACUAUGGAGAAUUUAAAUUGCUGUACAGAAUGUUCUUAAUGACACAUUUUAUUUUAGGAAUACUUAGCUGAUGUGUGUGUGUGUGUGUGUGUGUGUGUGUGUGUGUGUGUGUGUGUGUGUGUGUGUGUGUGUGUGUGUGUGUGUGAUGUGUGUGUUUAAGCAUAGGGUACAGCUGUACAGCUCAUAUUAGACAUUGAAUUAAACUUUAUGAAUAUGGGUUUUGAGAGCUAUUAUUAUUAUUAUUAUUAUUAUUAUUGUAUAUCUGAUAGUAAAACACAUUUCACCUAUAUUAAUCAUAACACGGCUCAAUUUUGUGCACACAUCUUGUUACGUUUAUUCUUGUAUAUUGUAUCUGUUUUUUAACCUAAACCAUAUUCAAAUACACAUUCAAAUGACCAUAACUCAAACGAUAUCUAUUUCGUUAUUUAGUCAUACCUACAUAACUGAGCUCAAGUGCAGUGGUUCAGAGAUUUGAAAAUAGUAAAUGUUGAGGUUUCAUAAUUUGGCAUAAAUGUGUAAGUGUGUGUUCUUAUGGUUGCCAUUGGCAAGGCUGUAGAUCAGACAGGCCUAAAGUAAACAUAAUACUGUGAUGAAUUUAUGGCGAGACAUACAGACAACCAGAUGACUUUCCUUUUUUGUUGUGUGCUUAUGUACUCUUUGAAAUAAUUGAUUUAUGUAAACAACCCUUAACUGUAAUAGCUAAAUUUUGAUACAAGAACAUUAAACCAUUGGCAGAGAGUACUGACUGUAGCUUCUAACCACUUCAGUCUCCCUCUUUAAUUCCUCACUCACUGUGUCUUCUGCUCUCCUUCAAUCAACAUUUGCAUGCCAGGUCAUAAGGUCUGACUGGCAUUCAUUACACAAGGGGGUGAUUUGCCUGUCACAUAAACAGAGUAAAUCCACACCCAGUAGCACAAUCCUACAGCUGCACUGGCAGACAGGUGAGCCA
Cyprinus carpio (common carp) is the source of this 5563-nucleotide messenger RNA. It is a transcript of the gene kif6, whose product is annotated as kinesin family member 6. Gene Ontology annotation, biological process: microtubule-based movement. Gene Ontology annotation, molecular function: ATP binding; microtubule motor activity; microtubule binding. The record is from RefSeq and is a predicted model, not a curated record. Lineage: Eukaryota; Metazoa; Chordata; Actinopteri; Cypriniformes; Cyprinidae.